This is a messenger RNA of Alosa alosa (allis shad), 1644 nucleotides long. Its product is annotated as hyaluronan mediated motility receptor. The transcript is spliced from 7 exons. The coding region runs from base 14 to 961 and encodes 315 amino acids. Lineage: Eukaryota; Metazoa; Chordata; Actinopteri; Clupeiformes; Clupeidae. The record is from RefSeq and is a predicted model, not a curated record.
CAGGAGAAGAGGAAUGAGGAGGUUUUUCAGAGUCCACAGGAAUGAGGACUACAGCCAGAUCCAGUAUCUCACCGCCAAGUGCACCCGCCUGUCACAGGAAAAUGCAGUGCUGGAGAGGGAGUGUGUGGCGGCCAGGGAGGGAGAGAGGGCACUGCAGGCUCAGAAGGACGGUCUGACCCUUCAGCUACGGCAGAAGGAACAGGCCAUCCUCGAACUGAGGGUCGAACACGACCAGCUGGUUAACCAGGUCAACCAGGAGAAGGAGCUGGUGGAGAUCCUAAAGCGCCGCGUGCGCUCCAUGGCGGAGGAGAGCUGUAAGGAGGCGGCCCUGCUGGGGCUGCAGCUGGAGCAGGUGGGCAGCGAGCUGCAGCUGCUGCUGGGCUCUGAGGCGCGGCUGGAGGGCCUGGUGGAGACCCUCAGGGCCCAGGCCAAGCACAGAGAGGCCCAGGUCAAGGGGCUCAAGGCACAGCUGCACAGCAAGAACCGGGAGUUGGAGGACGUCCAGGGUGACUACUCUUCCCUUACUCAGGAGCUACAGGACAUGCGCAGCGCCUACCACAGGACGGUGGAGGAACUGCAGCAUGAAAACGAAGGAAGCCUGCAAAAGCUGCGUGAAACGGCUGAGCAGUUUGAGUGGCUAUGUGAGCAACAGCGUAUCUGGAUGUGCGGCUUCAAAAGAUUCAAAGAUAGUCUCUCCGAGGAGAAGGAAUCCUUGAUUCUUCAAGUAGACAGGUUGCAAAAGGAGGUCGCUGAACUGAGGAAAAGCUCGCACUCAUCAAUCCAGGACCCAGAGGAUGUGGACAUUCCACUUUACAGCCGAGAGACCCCCUGGGACGUGGACGUGAUGUCCGGCCUGCAGGCCGAGGUGGACAGGUGGAGGGGCAUGUACGAGGAGCUCUUCAGCAAACUCACGCCAACCCAGGGGGAGGACGCUGUCAACGGAUACCAGAAACCCCCGUGAGGACCCCGUGGAGAACCGACGUUCAGCUCUCCUUUUUUUUUUUUUUCGGUGUCCCGGUGUCAAACUUUUUCUCUUUUUGUCUUGGAGGCACUCCUAAUGCCGAGGCUGCUGUGGGUGGCUGAGUUCCCGGUGUAGUGGAAAAGCCCAUUCUCUUGGACUGUCCCUCUCUCUUUGUCUCUCUCUCUCUCUCUCUCUGUCUCGCCUGUCAUUACUCACCAAGCGUAAGAUGAGCAACUUGGCCUCCGAGGGGCUCUUCUGGGCCUGCGUCCCUGUAACCCGCGGCCUUGCGAUAGCGUGGACCUAAUGCACUUACCUCUGUAUUUAUCUGUUUGCUAUUGUCAUGUGUUGACUGUCUAAUAAGGAUUAUAAGCGCGUCCAAGACAGCCCAGGGACCUUUCUGUGGAUUGCUGUGCUUCCAAGUGAAAAAGCAGACACACAGUGGAUAACUUUGUUCGGAGAUGAUGUGACAUAGCGGAGAGUAGUGUUUGAUGUGUCUUGGCUAAAUGUAGUCCAACAACAUUGUCAUGUAAUCCUUUAGAUCCUUACUUGGCUACUUGAGAUUUGUUAAAUAAAUAAAGAUGUUUAUUUGAAGAGUACUAUGUCAGGAGCUACAUAACAGCACACUGCACAUUCUACUAUUUAUACAAUGCAGUGCUUAACUAGUGAUUUACUCUUUCUUACAU